This is a messenger RNA of Eupeodes corollae, 3936 nucleotides long. RefSeq lists its product as uncharacterized. The transcript is spliced from 7 exons. The coding region runs from base 265 to 3795 and encodes 1176 amino acids. NCBI's taxonomy places the organism in Eukaryota, Metazoa, Arthropoda, Insecta, Diptera, Syrphidae. The record is from RefSeq and is a predicted model, not a curated record.
UCCCGAUUCUAGCGCAAUGCAUUUUUUGAAAAAAGAAAUCAAAUUCAAAGGGAAAUUUCGUUACAGUUGUCUAUUGUCUUGAAUUAAUCGACAAUUCUUAAUUCUAUUUAAUAUUUUACAAGUGUUUCAUAUAUUUUAUGUUGAUUUUUAACUCAAUUCAUUAUACAAGAUCUUUUUAAUCUCAAUCUCAAAUGCUUAAUAUUAAUUUUUAAUUGAUUGUUUUAACUUCAAUCGAUUAACCAACUUCUAACGAAAAGAACAAGAAUGGAUUCAAGGAGUUUCAAGAAUGCCUCAAGUUCAUUACUAAACUCUGAAAAAGACGAUACUCUUGGUCUGUUAAACAUGGAAAAUUUACGCGCUUUUGGUGAAACCUCAAGGAAUUCAUCAGUGAACAGAGAUAAAAUCAAUGAACGUUUGAAGCUGGAACGUGCCAAAGCAAUGGAAACACUUCAAAAAUCCUCCUCUAAUGGAAAAUUCAAGCAACCCAAUCCACCGAAACAGCUCAGUAUAGGAAACAAAGAGAACGAGUCGAAUAUCACGAGGACACCUGUUCUCGAUCGCACAGACUAUGUGCCAUAUCGAGGCCUUAAGAGCAUCAACAUCACCGAUCUUGCUGUCGACAAGACAAUCCACUUGGAAUCCUCCGACAUAAAGUCCUCGGCAUCAAAGAAUUCAGUUCACAAAAUAUCAUUUGAACCUUGCGAAAUGACUGGCCGAUCAACGGCCCUCUCUCGAGAACUGAACAGACAAAGAACCAAUCGUCACAGCCUGCUUUCGGUGGAGGAAAUUCUAGCUAGCAGCUCUGCGGCAAGUGUACGCAGUCUGUGUGAUUCGUUGCGUGAAAGCUAUGGCGGCAAUACUAGCCUGAGCCUGCCUCGUACAGCGGACAUGUCCAAAACCACUCAGGAAUCUCUUUAUUCGGGAGCCACUAGCGAUCAAGGUGACGGUGGUUUUUCAUUCUCAAAUGCCAUGCGUGCCGAUGAGAGUUGUUUUGGCUCAGAGAAUUUCGCCCCCGCCGAACUUAUGCACUCGAAGUUAAUGGAAGACGAGAAACAGUGGGCUCAGGAGUAUGCCGCCAUUCCUGAGAAGGCUCUGAGUGACUCGCAUGCAAAGCCCCAAAAUAGAAUGCAUAGCGAGACUUUGCUCACAUCGAUGAUGUCCAAUGGAGUCAAUGAUCCAGAUUUUUCGCUUGGCAACUAUUUUGGCCAACAAUCGGAAGAUCUUUGGAAUAUCGUUCAUACCAAGAGUCCAGUCAAAGGACGUCCUCCGACGGCUUUGGUAGAUGCGACCAUAACUGAAGACAACUCGAUUGAUGUAUCCAUAACUCCUAAGGCGGAUACCAAAGCCUACAGCAUUCAUGCACCUAAUCGCACUUCCGUCGAUAAGAAGCACGAGAGUAAGGACUCUGGGAAUGCCACAGACAGUUCCUAUUUGUUGAGUGUUUCGGCGAUUGAAAGGGCUUUGGUUGAUAUCCAAACUGAAGAUUCAGAUGGAUCGGUGGUAAAUCGCCUCCUGAUGGCUAAGAAAACGAGAAGCUGCAUGAAUCCUUACCGUGAACAAAUUGAUGAAAAACCGAGCCAUAGAAUGCUCUCGCUUGGUGAGGCCAUUGAGAGAGUAGCGGUCGCAAACAACAAGAACCCAGAGACUAUUCUGGAGGAUAAGGAGAACUUUGAUCCGGAACAAAUCAAAGUAAUGAAGUAUUCGGACACAAUGAGCUUCAGUGAUUCGUUGCUUAAUAGCACCGAUAUGAAAAAAUUCGACAGAAGCAGCUUGGGAGCAACACGCUCGCCAUUGCAUCCCAUUGAACUCAACAAUCCAACUAUAACUGUUGAUGAAGCUGCUGAUUUUGCAGACCUGGAUGAGCAUCCAUCGUUAUUGGAAAAAGAUGCAUCCCGCAAGGUUCGUCGUCAUAAGACCACUCGUGAUUUAAGUCCAGCAUCGACCGAUUCCCACUUGGACACUCGAAACCAUCAAUAUCAAGAUCGUAAACAAAAACGAAGCCGAUCGGCAACUCGUGGUGGAGAUGCAGAGCGGCGAGAAAGAAGCCGUUCAAAGGAAACACGUUCCACCGAGAAGGAGAAGUCCCAGCCGAUGUCUCUGUCGUCAACUCGAAACGAACAAGAUGAAAUGUCAUCCCCUAAUCCUUCCACCAAGUCGUCGUCUUCGAUUCUUCGGAAGAAUACUCGACGAAGUCCAUCUCCGGUCUUUUUCGAAUCGCCCAUAUCAUCCCCGAGGAGCUGCUUAUCCUCCCACGUCUCGUCGCCCACAUGGACGGCCCAUUCACCCCAACUCGACAACACCACAAACUCUGAUCGUCGUUAUCUCGUAGGAACCGUUUCGUCGCCAGACUGCGGAAAAUUCUCGCUGCCAAGCUAUGGCCUGGUGACUAAGACCGCUUCGACUGGUUCGGUAAAAGGGCGCAGCACAUCACGUUGCUCGAAUUCGAGCGAAUUCAGCCAUCGCGAUGGCAAACUGAUUCCAUUGAAGGUGACUUGCCUCCAGCUGUCGUGGGGAAGCAUUCGGCUGCGCAAAAAUGCCAACAAAUCAAUGCAAAUCAAGAACACGUCCGACAAAAGACUCAUAGUGAAGGUAGACGUAUCGGGACCUGGCUUUCAAAUUGUUAACAAUCAGGGCAAUCUGAUAACCCUCCAGUCGCAGGAAUGUCGCUCGGUUAGUCUGAACUUCUGUCCCACGGUGAUCGGAGUUGCCGUGGGCGUUCUGUCAUUCAGCGCUCCCAACAGCCCGUCCAGUCAAACCUAUCUGGAUGUGCCACUUUAUGGCUAUGGAGGCACAGCCAGUCUCAUUCCACAAAAUAUAAUGCGCGGACCCAUUGGAGCGCCUUUCCUAACGAUGGGUGACCUGAAAGAAUUAUCGGGCCCGUUGGAGAAGACUUUCAAGAUCUACAACAAGGGACCUCUGCAUGGCUUUGCCGUCAUAAUCAUCGAUUCCUUUGGCUUGGAUAUGCCCCGACUGCGUGAUUCCAUUGAAGUCACACCUAACAAAGUACUCAUUCCUCCCGAGGGAGUCGCCAAUAUCCGGGUGACUCUCAAACCGCGCCGCGACGAUAUCAAAAAGAUCAUAAAAAAGAUCUCGGACGUUCUGGCUCUUGCCAACAUGCGGAUCAUUUGCGGAGAUGAGCCAUCUCGGCAGAGAAUUCGUAAUCUGAUUCGCACCAUGAAGGAGGAAGAUAAGUCAAAGCUAACCUCCAAGUCGCUCGACCGGGUUUGGGCUAGUUUCCCCGGUGAGAAGCCCAUCGAUGAAUUGGAUGCUCUCAAAGAAAAAUCAGAAGUCGCUCUAGACAUGAUCUCAUCGUUGCGCAUCCAUGAAAUUGCCCUCACACUCAACCACUAUAGACUGGACGAAACUGCAGACUCGACGCUGGUCUUCCCCGAUGCCGAUGAGACUGUUAUCUUUCGAACAUUCUGCUCCACCUCACCCACACAAAUGCUGGACCCUGUCGACGAGGAACAAGAAGAGAACUCAUCAUCAGCAGAGUCGUGGUCUGUGCGACCGAAUGUAUUACAAUUUGAUCCUCCCAUGUCAUUUGUAGUGAGGAAUAGCUCGAAUAAGAAGAAACUCUUUGAGAUCUCUUGUAACUACGACUUGUUCAGAUUUAUCCCAACCGAAGCGUAUGUCGAUGCCGGCAAGGAAAUACAAGUACAGGUUUUGAGUCAAAGUGAGAAGCCAGGAAUGUUGCCCAAUGAUCAAAUUAAUAUUUGGAUUUACACUCAGGAUGAAAAAGUUUCAAUCCCAGUUAAAGUUAACAAGAAUUAUUUCCCGUGGAAUCGCAGAUAGAAUCUGUUUUGAUAUAUAUGUAUUUUUUUAAAUGAUAUUUCGUAUGAAAAUGUUUUGUGUAUUAAUUUUUUUACUUAAAUAGAUAUUGAUUUGCAUUGUUUUGUGUUUUUUAAAGAAAUAAAGUUAUUGCAUAUAGCGAUA